This is a messenger RNA of Ostrinia nubilalis (European corn borer), 3855 nucleotides long. RefSeq lists its product as uncharacterized. NCBI's taxonomy places the organism in Eukaryota, Metazoa, Arthropoda, Insecta, Lepidoptera, Crambidae. The record is from RefSeq and is a predicted model, not a curated record. The transcript is spliced from 2 exons. Bases 1 to 3855 code for a protein of 1284 amino acids.
AUGGAUAAUGGUGAGCAGGUUGAUGUAAUCUAUACGGACUACAGCAAAGCAUUUGAUCGAAUCGAUCACAACCUUCUUCUGGACAAGCUUCAAAUGAUUGGAAUCAGAGGACAGUACGCGCCACCCACGCCGCAAGUGCAUGAACAAACGCCGCGACUGUCACGAGUGAAUCAAGACACGCGCUCCGUCCGCUCGUCAAGAAGAAGGGCAGAAAUAGAGGCCAAAUUAAGAGUGGCCCGCCAGGAACUGGAAGUUGCCAAAGCGGAAUUGGAGUUGGCCCAAUUGGAUUCCGACAUGGAAGAGGAUCCAGAAGAAGUGCAGUACAGGCAAAUGCAGGUCGAAAAUUGGUUGGACCACUCGAACACCAUCGCCGAGAGGGUCCCGCCGGAACUACAACCAAUACCGCCGCCGCCGCCCGCCGCGCCGCUGCCGCCGCCGCCACAAGUUCUACCGCUGCCGCCGCCACCGCCGCCGCAAGUGUUGCCGCCACCGCCGCCGCAAGUGUUGCCGCCGCCGCCACCGCAGCCGCUACCUACGGAAGGGAGAACAGACAUCCAAGAGUUAGCCAUGGCCAUCACCAAGCUGUCACAGAGGGCAGAGGGUGGCCUCACAAGACAACUGGUCGACCUCCCAAGUUUCAAUGGCGCAUGUGAAGAAUGGCUCGCGUUCAGAAGGUCAUAUGAAGACACCGCGCGCUCCUUCACGCCGGCACAAAAUUUGGCGCGACUACGAAGGUGUCUCCAGGGGCACGCGAGGGAGGCAGUCAAGAGCCUCCUGUUCACCGCCGAGGAUCCAGAAGAGCUGAUGAAGAGCCUGGAGGUCCGGUUCGGCAGACCUGGAGCCAUAGCCCUGGCGGAGUUAAAGAAGAUGGAAAGGCUGCCAAGGGUCAACGAGUCAUCGGGGGAGAUCUGCAUGUUUGCCAACCGAGUCCGCAAUGCCGUGGCCACCAUCAGGGCACUCGGCAAGACGGAAUAUUUGUGCGCACCAGGGGCCGUGGAGUGUCUCAUCGACAAGAUGCCACCGACCAUGAAGUCUCGGUGGCUGAUGUACCAACGCGAGCGCCGGGCAGAGGGAAAACCAGCGCUCGAACUCAUGUAUGACUUCAUGGAAGUUGAAGCAGAUAUUAACAGUGAUUACGCUCCCCCGGAAGUGUCCUGGGACCAGAAGAGAAAUAUGUUCAAGAGGCCGGUUCACCAUGUCCAACAAACAGAAGGACGCCGUGAAGAACCGAAGACUGACGCGAAGAAGUGCCCAGAGUGCCGUGAGGACCACUGGCUGUACGAAUGUAAGAAAUAUAAGGAAGCCAGUGUUGAAGAUAAGUGGGAAAUGGUGAAGAAGGCAAGAAUGUGCUUCAAAUGCCUGCGCUUCAAGCACUCAAGGAACACGUGUCGGGCACAACCAUGCAAGAAGUGCAUGAGGUGGCAUCACAUCAGUCUUCACUCAGAGAAGCCCGCAGCGGCGAAAACUCAAGAGAAGCCCGCCGAAGGAGUUGUGUCGUCAGUGCACACCACGAGCUGCGGAAAGGCCUACUUGAAGAUGACGCCGGUGAACCUCUACGGGCCCAAAGGGACAGCAAAAGUGCUCGCGCUCCUGGACGAAGGAUCCACCGUCACGCUGCUGGACUCAUCAGUGGCGAAGAAGAUUGGGGUGCAAGGGAAGCCGGAAGCCAUCACCAUCGAGAUGGUCGGGGGGAACGGUAUGCAGAAGAGCAACUCCCAGAAGAUCAACAUGAAAAUCAAAGGGGUCCAUUGCAGAAAUAAGCUCAACAUGGAAGCAAGAACUAUCGACAACUUGAAGUUGGCGAAACAAGGGGUCGAAGAAAGAAUGCUUCAAAAGUGUAAACACUUACAGAAGAUCAAGGACAAGCUGGUAUACGACAAGGAAGAACCACAACUACUGAUCGGGCAAGAUAACUGGGGGCUCAUAGUCACACGGAGACUACGCAAAGGGAAGGCCUCCGAACCAGUUGCCUCCUUGACCAGCUUGGGAUGGGUCUUACACGGAUGCGACGCCGGAGGAAGUGUCCCUGUCAAGUUCGUGCACCACAGCAGGUUGAUGGAAGACGAAACAGAAGCCCUGGUCCGCCGGCACUUCGAGAUAGAGUCGCUCGGGGUGCAAGCACGUCGGCCAAGUAAUGACGCCGACAAAAGGGCACUCGACGUCCUAGAGAAGACCACGAAGAGGCUACCAAAUGGACGGUUCGAGUCUGGGCUGCUGUGGAAAAGUGAAAGGGAAACUCUACCGAACAACUACCAUCAGGCACACCAGCGUCUCAUCAACAUGGAGAAGAAAUUAGACAAGGACCCAGCACUGAAGACUUCGUAUGAAGAACAAAUAGAAAAUCUGCUGAAGAAUGGAUAUGCAGAGAAAGCUCCAGAAACCACGACGCCAGGGAGAACAUUCUACUUACCUCACUUCGCGGUGAUGCACCCGAUAAAGAAGAAACCGAGGAUAGUUCUCGACGCCGCCGCCAAGUUCAACGGGAAGAGCCUCAACGAUGCGCUGCUGCCUGGGCCUGACUUAUUGCAGUCGCUCUUCGGAGUGCUUCUCAGGUUCCGGGAAGGUCCAGUCGCCGUCGUCGCCGACAUCAAGGAGAUGUUCCUACGCAUCCAAAUGAGGGAAGAAGACCGGGACAGUCUGCGGUUCUUAUGGCGCGGCAGCAAGAGGAACGGCAAACCGGAAGAGUACCGCAUGGCCUCAGUGAUCUUCGGGGCAACGUCAUCACCGUCUACGGCAAUUUAUGUCAUGAACAAGAACGCAGAAGACUUCAAGGAGGAGCACCCGGCAGCCGUGGCAGCAAUACAGAGGAACCAUUAUAUGGAUGACUACUUGCAAAGUUUCACAACGGUAGAAGAAGCCAAGCGGAUCGCGAAAGAGGUACAGACGAUCCACAACAAGGCGAGCUUCCACCUGAGAGGAUGGGGGAGCAAUCAACCAACCGUUCUGGAAGGAAUUGAAGAUCAGCGACAGGAGGAAGUCCUCGAACUGGGCAAGGAAGAGAAAACCCUGGGGCUGAGAUGGCUAAACACAGAAGAUGCACUCGCCUUCAACGUGGGCUUCAGGAACACUCCGCCCGAAGUACUCGCUGGGCAAAGAGUACCAACGAAGAGGGAAGUCACCAGCGCCGUCAUGUCUACGUUCGACCCCAUGGGCUUCGCGACGCCGAUCCUAAUACAGGGCCAGAAACUCAUACAGGAGAUCUGGCGUACCAAGAUCGACUGGGACGAGAAGAUUCUCGAACCGCAAGUCGCCGCAUGGACCGGAUACCUGGAAGACGUCGCCGUACUAAAGGAACUGAAGAUCCCAAGGUGCCUGUCGCCGAGAACCAGAAGAGGACAACUCCACACGUUCUGCGACGCGAGUGAAGAAGCAUACGCCGCAGCCGUCUAUUGGCGAACGGAAGACCCAGACGGCACGAUACGCGUCGCAUUGAUUGCUGGGAAAGCAAGGGUAGCUCCUAGCAAACCAGUGUCUAUCCCACGGUUGGAAUUGCAAGCAGCAUUAUUGGGCAGCAGACUUGCCUCAUCGGUGGAGAAGGAGCUCGAUUUAGAGAUUGAAGAAAGGACCUUCUGGACAGACUCCAGCACCGUCCUUCAAUGGUUGAAAGCAGACCCGAGAAAAUUCAAGACGUUCGUGGCCCAUCGCCUCGCGGAAAUUGAAGAGCUGACGCGAAUUCAAGAUUGGAGAUGGGUGCCGACAAAGGAAAACCCCGCAGAUGAUGCCACAAGAGGCACUCCGAACGAGUUUGAUGAAAACGCAAGAUGGUUCAAAGGUCCCGCCUUCUUAUAUGGAAACAAAGAAGAUUGGCCGGCGAGACGCUUUGAAGUCAAAGAAGAACUCACCGGAGAAGAGUAA